Molecule: messenger RNA, 5376 nt
Organism: Hirundo rustica (Barn swallow)
Lineage: Eukaryota; Metazoa; Chordata; Aves; Passeriformes; Hirundinidae
Gene: CLN8
Product: CLN8 transmembrane ER and ERGIC protein
Exons: 3
Coding region: 223-1125 (300 amino acids)
Biological process (GO): lipid homeostasis
Cellular component (GO): membrane; endoplasmic reticulum
Source: RefSeq, a predicted model, not a curated record
GACCGGCGGGUCCUGCCGGGUCGGGGCCUCCCCAGGCGGGUCGGGCCGGGCUGGGCCGGGCGCUCCUGGGGGACCGGGGAGGGCAGUCCCGGAGCCGGGAAGGGCCGUCCCGUCAUUGCGGGCAGCGCUGUGGGUGAGGAGCGGGGUUUGUGCAUCGAGGCCGGUCCCCAGAUGGAAGAGUUCAUGCUUACUGGUUUGCAUAAUAGCAGAGGCUAAAUAGGCAUGAAGGAGACUAUAAUGGGGAUGAGAAGUGUCAAAAGAGAAGAAAUGAAUCCUGCAAAUGAUGAUACAGUGUUUGGGACCAUUUUUGACUGGGACUAUCUCUUAUGGGAAAUUCGUUUGACAUUUUUAGCUGCUGGUUUUUUAAUCUACUUGGGAGUAUUUCUUCUGUCUCACUGGUUGUCUUCUUGGAGAAGUACCACUUACCGUGCCUUGUAUGCAAAAGAGAAGGUGUUUUGGAAUAUGGCAGUCACACGUGCUGUGUUUGGACUUCAGAGUUGUGUUGCUGGGUUAUGGGCUUUGCUCAUAGAUCCCGUUUUUCAUGCUGACAAAGUCUAUUCACAGCAAAACUGGAGUUGGUUUAACUGUUUAAUAGCAGCUGGAUUUUUCUUGCUUGAAAAUGUAGCAGUUCAUGUGUCCAACAUUAUUUUUAGAACAUUUGAUGUUUUCUUAGUAGUUCAUCAUUUGCUUGCUUUUGGUGGCUUGGCUGGUUUAGUAAUUAAUGUGAAAUCUGGACAUUAUCUGCCUUUGAUGGGAAUGUUGCUGGAGAUGAGUACUCCCUCAACAUGCAUUUCCUGGAUGCUUCUAAAGGCUGGCCGUGCUAGCACCUUUUUCUGGAAGGCAAACCAGUGGGUGAUGAUCCAUCUGUUUCACUGCCGCAUGAUUCUUACCUACCACAUGUGGUGGGUGUGUAUUUUCAAUUGGAAUUCUAUUAUAGAAAAUCUGGGACUUCUUCACUGUAUCGUUUUAUUCUCAGGAUUAUUUGCUGUCACACUAAUACUUAACCCAUACUGGACAUACAAAAAAACUCAGCAACUCCUCAGCCCAACUGACUGGAACUUUGAAAAUAAAGCAGUGGAAAAUGGAAAACUAAAUGGUGAAACACAUCAAAAGAAGAGGAUAUAGUACUGAAGCAACAGUUUCCCAGCAGAGUAACAGAAGAAUACAAUGCAAAGUCAUUCUUUACAUGAGAACUAGAAGAUUUUGCAGGGAGCUCCAUUGACACAGUGACUCCUUGCUGGUAGCACUCUGUACGCAUCACAAGCAUUGAAAAGCAUUGUUUGUGUUUCUUAUGUGUAUACAUAUACAACUUCAACCCUUGUUAUGAAUUACACCGACAGUUUGUCAGAUUGGACAGUAUUUCAUAAUUUCAUAGUGAUGUAGUAGCGAUGCUCCCUAAUGGCAUGGGUUUUUUCCUAAUGCUUUAAAGUGGCUUUACAGUAAGUCAUCUAUUAAGCUCGGCUUGAAUCAAGUUUAGCUUGAAUCCUAUUUCACAUAUGGUAGAGAUACUGAUACUGAAAAUUAUGUUAAAUUGUUUAUUAAGAUCAAUUAUGAUCCAAGUUAGGUAUGCAUGGAUACCUAAUUCCUGUAUGACAGUGAAUCAUUCCAAGCGGCAGAACUGGUCAGUGAUAGAAUGCAGUCAUCCAGGGUUCAGGAUUUGUUGUUGGUUGGUUUGUGGGUUUGAGGUUUUUUGGGUAUUUGCUUUUGUUCUUUUUUUCUUUUAAGUGCACUUAAGGAACAGGAAAAUAAUUGUUUGAGUGUUUGCUCACUCGAAGUUGUAGUUUUCAGGUUGCCCUCAGUAUGGGAGGAGUUCAUAUCAAAACCAUGCAUGUGGAGAUCCAUGCAUUUGCCACAUGAGUGGUCUGGUAGGUAAUCAUAGUGGCCCCUUCUGGACUUGAAAUCAAUGAAAUACAAGUGGCUACACCAGAAGGUGACUCUGUAUCAUCCUUGGAAAAAAAUGCUGCUUGAUUAGUAAAAUUAUUUUGUUUGUAGGUCCCACAUGGGGGGUCAUGCGAUUAGCUCCACUAGUGCUUCUGUUAUGGUUCCUCUUAUUUAUUGGAAUGCACUUAGUUUUAGAUGGUUUCAGAAUCUGAGGUGACUCCUCUAUGGAGGAAAGCCUGUAUCAACCUCCUGUAGUUCAGUUGUUUUAAUAUUUUUAUUUAAAUAAAGAACAUACCAAUGACACUAAUGAUCCUUUGCAUGUUAUCUGCCACAUCAGAAAAAUCUUUUCCUUGACCUGAGAAACUGGAUUGUUCUUUAGGUAGGGACGAAUGGUGAUGGAUGUCCUCCUACUUUUUGUAGUUUGAUGGUUCCUAGGUGAAGUUUUGGAAAGUGAACGAAGGGAUAAAAAUCAUGAUAGAAGAGAGUGACGCCUAGUGGCAGGAGAAUGACAGGGGUAUUCGUUUUGGUGCAUGGAACAAAUGAGAUUAAAAAAAACGGUUUAUUGGAAUUCUGUGUGACAUGACUGCUACACAGAUUUAUUUCCCAAAGCAUUAAGGCUGGGCGAGCCCAGGCUGUGAAGAAUUUCAGAUCAAGCCAUGAAUUAGAGACUUUGUAGACUGAUCUAUGGUGGAACAUAUUGUUUUAAAUGUGUGAGGGAAGCACUCUUUGGUGUAAGCAGCCCCAUUUUAUUAAUUUUUGGUGGGUCUUUGAUUUGUUCUGAGUGAAGGGGAUGGUCGGGUUGCUGUGUUCCUAAUUCACUCUGUGACCACAAAGUUGAAUUACUGUUCUAUAAUGGGAAGGAAACUUCUUACUUUAGGUUACAAAUAUAUAACCAGGUCUUGCUGAUAAUGAUGAAGUGGUGAAUAUCUGAAAUUGUCCAUUCAAAACCAGGCUGAGAGGUUCACAGUAAUUUUACACAGAACCCUGUCUGUUAUUGUGCUGAUAUUUAAUAGAUAAAAUCUAAAUUUGGAGCUACCUUCUUAUUUCUAAGCUAGGCAGAAUGAAGUAGCGGUGUUACCUGCCUGGGCACCAUCCUAUAGUAAAAAGGGUUCUCAAAAGUUUGAAAUGGUGUACCUGUCUUGAGAUGUUGUGGGUGGGAGCGUAAUGUUAAAAGUACUUUGGAAAAAAACAGAGGGAUGAAUUCCUUGGCUGUGGAACCAAAAAAUAUGAUCUGAAUGCAUAUCUUGCAGAAUCCAAACCUCACAUGCAGGAGUUCCAGGGAGAAAGGCAGAGAAUAAGUCACCAGGAUUCAGAAUGAUGGUGUACUCUAUGAAACUUAAAACUUGAAGGUUUGGAUUCGAUAAAACAAGGUAAUAAUUGUUAAAAUCCCAGCUACAGAAUUCUGAUGAAUCCUAGAAAAUGGAAGUAUCAGAAGUAGUUUGGGAUGAGUUUGUAAUUCCUAUAGUGGCUGGCUAAAGGGUGUAAAGUUCCUGUGUGCUAAAAUAAAAGAGUAUGGAGGGUGGGGGUUAGUAGUGAAUUCAAACUGAAAAAAGACAGCUGGAAAUGUCAUAGCAUUGGAUGUCUAAAGUUUAAUAUUUUAUAUUAAUUUGUAUAACUUUAUUAAUUGAAUUUAAAAUCUCAUUAAAAUUGUAUUUUUAUCAUAAUAAUGCAGUCUUUUUAGUUUGCAUCCUAGUGUGAGUUUUUUCACAAAAUGCCUGUUAGGGUUUGCAUGUCUUAACUAUAUAAUGAAUAACAUUUUAGAGCCCCUGUUAAUAUAAACACUGGUAGACCUGCUAGAACAAGAAAGCUAUGCAAUAAAGCAAAUAAAAGCACUUUAUUUCUGUUGGUUUAAGAGCACUAUACAGUCCAGCUAGAAAUACAACACAACAAAAAUACAGGCAACCUAUCUUCUUCAUGGCUUAGUGUUGGAGUUACCAGUUCUGUUACACAGAGCCUCUUUUUUUGUACUCAAGUAUAAAAGGACUUCUUAUAAGGGCAUGUAGUGAUAGGACAAGGGUAAUGGCUUUAAACUAAAGAGGGGAGAGUUAAAUUAUAUUAGCAAGAAAUUGUUCCCUGUGAGGGUGGUGAGGCACUGGAACAGGUUGCUCAGAGAAGUUGUGGAUGCCCCAUCCAUGGAAGUGUUCAAGGUGAGGUUGGACGGGGCUUUGAACAACCUGGUGUAGUGGAAGGUGUCCCCGCCUAUAGCAGGAGGGUUGGAACUAGAUAAUCUGUAGGGUCUCUUCUGGGAUUCUUCACUGUCUAUUGACUGCUCUCUUUAGGAGGAUUUUCUGGUUUAUGAUUGUGGAAGUCGCAUUGCUCUGAAACAAGUCUGAAAAAGUUCUUGAAUUGAGGGUUUUGGUGUCUAUUAACCCUUGCAAUUAAGUCCUCCUUUUCAGCCCAAAGGUAGAGUAGCCAUAUCUUGUUUGUAAAUUUUGUUCAAGUGAAAUUAAUCCCAGUCCUGUUGGGCCUUACACAGUCUCAUCCACAAUCCCAUUGAGAAAAAUUCAGUCAGCUUCAGUAGUGGCUGGAUUGUGUCACAGGAUAUGCUGCUGUGGAUUUGGAGAACUUGAAUAACGUGAUUUGGGGUGAAACAUUUGUUUGCCAAGAUGACUGGUAGAGCCUUGGCUCUGCUUACUUGUUGAACAAGCUUAUUUGAGGAGUGUCACCUUUCUGGCUGAAGCUUUUUUUUUUAAAAAAAAAAAAACAACAAACAAACAAACACAAAAAAACCCAAACAACAAAAGCCCAAACCAGGAAACUGUGGUAGGGAUAAUGGUGUUCAUUUGUUUUGUUUUGGUUUUUUUUGUUUGUUUUUUUGAAGAAAAAUGUAUGAUUUGAGACACCUUGUCCAGUCAUCUGGUUCUUACUGUCUUCAUACAACAUUCCUAAAUCACAGUUUGAGUUUUCCUCCAUUUCUAUCCUAUGUUUUUUUCCAAAACUUGUCAUUGUUUUCCCCCCUGAACCCACCAAUUUUUUUUAUUUUCAUUCUUGCUUGCAGUACUGGUCAUGAUCUUGGAGAAGUCAGAUUUCCACUGCAUUAUUUUCAUCUCGUAGUUUUCAGUACAUACUGUCAGGCCCAUCUUCCACUAGAUAUCCAUGUCCAAAUCUUGCAGAGUGCUUUUGUGUUUUCAUGAUAACAUGGAUUAAUAUUGAUGUGAUAUGCAGUUAUAAGAAACCUUCUUUAACCUCAGGGAGACCCCCCUUAAAGUGAAUUUUAAAAGUGUUAAGCAAACUCAAGUCUGCUCUUGUACAAUAUAAUGUUUGUUGAAAAGCAUCUUUACACUGUAAAUAAAGUAUUUUAUUGAAUAGCUGUCUAUAGUGAGUUUCAUUUACUGAUUAAAAUAAUGCCAGUUAUUUUUUACUUGCUAUUUGUAGCUUAAACAGUUUUUGCAGUGCAUACACUAAAAAAGUUAUUUAUUUUGAAAUGUUAAGCUUGACAAAGGUAAUGUCAUACUCAUGGAAAUAGCUAUAAAAAUCUUGUAAACCAAUGUCUCU